CUGUUACGCGGCACCACUGCACGGUUUGUCUUUGGGUUCGUGCAUAGUUGAAUGUUGUGAGAAUCCGAACAAAACUUUUGCAUUAUGGCUUCGAACCAAGAAAAGAACAGACAGCGCAUCAGACAGCUUGUGAGGAAACCUGGGAACGAAAAGUGUGCAGACUGCGGAGCUGCAGAGCCAGAGUGGGCGUCUUACACCCUGGGUGUGUUUGUGUGUCAGAGCUGCUCGGGGCUCCACAGAAACAUUUCUCAGAUCAGCAAAGUGAAGUCAGUCCUGCUGGAUCCUUGGAGAAACACGGAAGUAGAGUUUAUGGACUCCACGGGUAACAAUGCUGCCCGGGACAAAUAUGAAAAGAUAAUACCUGCGUUCUACUACCGGCCCACUCACGCAGACUGCGCGAUCCUGAGGGAACAAUGGAUUCGAGCGAAGUAUGAGAGGAAAGAGUUUAUGUGUGUGGAGAAUCAGGAGCCAUACACUGCAGGCUACAGAGAGGGAUUUCUAUGGAAGCGAGGUCGUGACAACGAGCAAUACCUGAGUCGGAAAUUCAUUCUGUCCGAACGUGAGGGCGCUCUGAAAUACUUCAACAAACAUGAUGGUCGAGAGCCCAAAGCGAUAAUGAAGAUCUCCACGGUGAAUGCCACGUUCCAGCCAACAAAAAUUGGCACAUCUCAUGGCCUCCAGAUCACCUAUUUGAAGGACAACAGCACGAGAAACAUCUUUGUUUACCACAGCGAUGGAAAGGAAAUGGUGGACUGGUUCAACGCCAUCCGAGCAGCCAGGUUUCACUAUCUACAGGUGGCCUUUCCUGGUGCUCCUCUCACUGAACUGGUGCCCAAACUAACGAGGAACUACAUAAAGGAGGGUUACAUGGAGAAAACAGGUCCAAAGCACACAGAGGGCUUCAAGAAGAGAUGGUUCACGAUGGAUGAGAGAAGGCUCAUGUACUUCAAAGAGCCAUUGGACGCCUAUGCACGAGGUGAGGUUUUCAUUGGCAGUAAAGAAAACAGCUACACUGUUCUUCCUGGCCUCCCUGCCUCCGUUCAGGGAAACCACUGGCCGUUUGGAAUCACGAUAGUUACCCCGGACAGAAAGUUCCUUUUUGCCUGUGAGACUCAAGAGGAUCAGGAGAACUGGAUCGCUGCAUUUCAGACUGUGAUCAACCAACCGAUGCUGCCGCAGGAUUACGCAGUGGAGGCCUAUUUUAAGCACAAGCCAUAACUGCUUGGAUGCACGAACGACUGGCUGAUGAUGAGGAGUAGGUGGAAACUGAAGAGGCGCAUAACCUGA
Thalassophryne amazonica is the source of this 1287-nucleotide messenger RNA. Its product is annotated as arf-GAP with dual PH domain-containing protein 1-like. Gene Ontology annotation, cellular component: intracellular membrane-bounded organelle; plasma membrane. Gene Ontology annotation, biological process: positive regulation of GTPase activity. The coding region runs from base 85 to 1218 and encodes 377 amino acids. The transcript has 11 exons. Lineage: Eukaryota; Metazoa; Chordata; Actinopteri; Batrachoidiformes; Batrachoididae. Gene Ontology annotation, molecular function: GTPase activator activity; phosphatidylinositol bisphosphate binding. The record is from RefSeq and is a predicted model, not a curated record.